Molecule: messenger RNA, 357 nt
Organism: Colletotrichum gloeosporioides
Lineage: Eukaryota; Fungi; Ascomycota; Sordariomycetes; Glomerellales; Glomerellaceae
Exons: 1
Coding region: 1-357 (118 amino acids)
Source: RefSeq, a predicted model, not a curated record
AUGGCACACCUAGCAACUCGUCAAAGGGUAUUUCCCGCACUCGCGCAGCAAGCGCGCACUCUGCCCUUCGCCCUUCGCACAGUCAGCGCCCCGCGACGUCAUCUCAGCGACAAACCAGGGCUGGAGUCAACAGACAUGCGAGACGCGGCGGACGCAAGAAAGACUUCCCCUCCUCAGCCCAAGAUCACAAACUCCAGCGUGCCGGGGCAGGGACCGGACAAGCUCACCGAGGAGCAGAAGCGCGAGGUCGACGAGCACAACCGCGAUUUCGAGAAGAAGCACUACCGAGCGCAACCAGCUGCCGAUGACAAGGUCGACAAGAAAUUCUGGGGAAGCGGGACUGAGGAUACCAAAUAA